Messenger RNA from Hibiscus syriacus, 1041 nucleotides. Its product is annotated as transcription factor RAX2-like. NCBI's taxonomy places the organism in Eukaryota, Viridiplantae, Streptophyta, Magnoliopsida, Malvales, Malvaceae. The record is from RefSeq and is a predicted model, not a curated record. The coding region runs from base 289 to 1041 and encodes 250 amino acids. The transcript is spliced from 3 exons.
UCUUUCCCGCAAGAUGGACGGUCUCACAUUUGCCUCGAGUAAUUUAUGAUGGAAGCUUCUGUCAUCAAAUCAGUAACACGAGAUGAUUGAAAUUACAAGGCCCGUCUUUUGACUUCUGUUUUCUAUAUCUUUCUAUAUUAAUGUCUCCCUCAAAACUAACUUGCAGCGAAGUCUUUCUUUCCGGAAAAAAAGAAAAGAAAAAGAAGAAGAGCUACCAUAGUUCUGCAACAAAGUUUCUUGUGUGUUAACAGUUAAAAAAGAAGCUCUGAACAAAACAAUUAAAAGAUCAUGGGAAGGGCACCUUGUUGUGACAAGGCUAAUGUGAAGAAAGGACCUUGGUCACCCGAAGAAGAUGCAAAGCUCAAGGAGUACAUAGAGCAAAAUGGAACCGGAGGAAACUGGAUUACUCUUCCACAAAAAGCUGGUCUGAGGAGAUGUGGGAAAAGUUGCAGAUUAAGAUGGCUUAACUAUCUCAGGCCUAAUAUCAAACAUGGAGAAUUCUCUGAUGAUGAAGAUAAGAUCAUCUGCACUCUUUUUGCAACCAUUGGCAGCAGGUGGUCAAUUAUAGCAGCUCAGUUGCCAGGCAGAACUGAUAAUGAUAUCAAGAACUACUGGAACACAAAGCUGAAGAAGAAACUACUUGGCAGGGUUCCCCAGUCUCCAAGGAAACCCCAUCAGAUUUCACCUUCACCAUCAUCAUCUACAUUACUCUACAAUUGCAGCAACAAUACUUACCACACACCACCAACAUCUUUUUCAUGUUUUGAACCAUCAUAUUCCUCGAGCUUCUCAAAAUUAGAGUACAGCAAUGGUGAUCAUAAUCAACAAAUAGGGAAGCACUGUUACAAUAAUUUCUACAGUGAAGUUGCUGAUGAUAACCAGAAGCUGAUAAUGUCAUCAAAUCAUGAUUAUGAAUGGUCAACUGAAACACCAUUAGAUUAUGGGAUUGAGGAAAUUAAGCAGCUAAUUAGUACUACCAGUAGUUGUAACACCUUUAUUUAUUAUGAAAACAAUGCAGAUGGAAAAGUCCUGUACUAUUGA